Messenger RNA from Oryzias melastigma (Indian medaka), 2544 nucleotides. Its product is annotated as alpha-2-macroglobulin-like protein 1. NCBI's taxonomy places the organism in Eukaryota, Metazoa, Chordata, Actinopteri, Beloniformes, Adrianichthyidae. Gene Ontology annotation, molecular function: endopeptidase inhibitor activity. The record is from RefSeq and is a predicted model, not a curated record. The transcript is spliced from 19 exons. The coding region runs from base 211 to 2463 and encodes 750 amino acids.
UGCUGAUCAUUGCACCUUCAUGCUUUUGUCCCACUCCUUAAACUAACCCCAGCUUUAGAGAAAUUACGUAAAACCAGAGGGUUGGCCGCAGGCAAGGCGGUGACUCCUAUUCCUGUGUCGCUGCAGCACCAGUGAGCAUCCCUCAUCGGCAGGAGAAGGACCUCGCCUUUGUCUUCUGGAGUGCAGUGCGGUUCCUGCGGUCCUGCAGACAUGACGCCUCACCUGCUGCUUGGUGCCAUUGUGGCUGCUUCCCUCACGCAUUUUGUGGCGCCGGCCAACUUCAAUGAAACAAUUUAUUUUGUGACCGUCGGCUCCCGUCUGAUGGCAGGAAACCAGGAGACCUUAUGUGCUCUGAUCCAAAACCCCACAGAGCCAAUCACCCUAAACAUCUCAAUGGAUCUGGACUCUUCCAGCGUCAUGAUCACAGAGGAGUCUGUCCAAAGUGACUACUACCGCUGCUUCCAGUUUCUGGUCCCUAUAGUGUCCAUGGAAACUGUGGCAUCCAUCAGUGUGAGAAUUCAAGGAGAGGAAGACUCAAUGAGCCAGGACACCAAAGUCCUGAUUGAACCUCCGGCCUUCAUCCACAUCGUCCAGACAGACAAACCCGUCUACAAACCUGGACAGACCGUUCAAUUCCGCAUUGUCUCCAUGGACACCAGCUUCCUCCCCGUCAAUCGCACGUACACCGAAGUGACAAUUGAGGAUCCCAACUCCAACCGCAUCGCUCAAUGGUUGGACAAGUCCAUCGACGGCGGCAUUCUUGACCUUUCCCACCCCACCAUUCCUGAAGCUGCACAAGGAAUCUACACGAUCACUGCGGAGACAGACAAAGGCGAAGCCAUAUCCUACAACUUUGAGAUCAAAGAAUAUGUUUUGCCAAAGUUUGAAGUAACUGUAAACCUGCCCAAUGUGAUCACCAUCCUGGAUAAGGAGGCAACGAUGAAGAUCUGUGGAAAAUACACAUAUGGGAAACCAGUUCUGGGCUCAGUCAAGGCAGAAUUCUGCAGACGUGCGUAUCCAUUUAACUGGUGGUCACCUACAGAGCUAAAAGACAUCUGCGUAACUUUUAAGCUCACCACGGACAAAAGUGGAUGCGCCACACAAACUGUAGAUCUGGCAGACUUCGCCCUCGACCAAAACGGUUUUGAGGACAACUUUGAGGUGACGGCUGACUUGGAGGAGUUUGGCACAGGUGUCAUCCUGAAAGCCAGUGGAAGCGCUCGCUUCACCACUCAGAUCAGAGGCGUCUCCUUUGAGGAAGUACCUUCUUCUUACAAGCCUGGACUCCCAUUCGAGGGAAAGAUCAAAGUGGUUGGUGCAGAUGACAGUCCCAUUGCAAAGGAAACGGUCUACUUGUAUAUUGAAGACUCACUGAAAUUCACUCUCAAAACGGAUCGUAAAGGCUUCGCUGACUUUUCUCUGGACACAUCCUCGUGGUCAGAAUCGGUUUAUCUUUUGGCAACGACGAAGAUAAGAGACACCAAUGCAACACAGACUGAUUUUCAAGUCCGGCUUCCUUACUAUGGGGAGGCCAACUACUAUGUUGCUAGAUUUUACUCCAAGAGCAAGAGCUUUGUGGAGUUUGAUCAUGGCAGCAUGGAUCUGCCGUGUGACAAAGAUGGAUCCCUGAUCGCCCGGUACAUAAUCCAGGGGGAGGAUGUACAGAAAGGACAGAAGGUCCUAAACUUCUUCUACAUGGUGGAGUCCAAAGGUUCAGUUGUGCAGCAGGGCACUAUCUCUGUCCGUGUUAAAGAUCGAACUGUCAACAAAGGAAAGCUAAAGAUACCCCUCUCCAAGGUGAUGGACCUGGCUCCAGUGGCCCAGGUGGUGGUUUACACCAUGUUGUCAAGUGGAGAAGUUGUGGCCGACAGCCGGGACUUCCCCAUUCAGCUGUGCCUCAAUAACAAGGUGUCAUUGAAGUUCUCAGCUCUCCAAGAGCUCCCAGGAGCAAAGACCACAUUGACUCUUCAGGCCCAGCCCAGCUCCCUCUGCUCCGUCAGAGCCAUUGACCAGAGCGUCCUCCUGCUCAAGUCAGAGGAGGAACUCACAACCGACUAUGUCUACGGUCAGUUGCCCAUUCAGAGAAUGUGGGGGUACGACUACCGGGUUGAUGACUACUUCUCCAAACCCUGCUUUCCUGAUCCGUGGCUAAGGCCAGUUCCACUUCCAGAGGAGCCUGAACUUAUCCCCAGAGGUCGCCGGGAUAAACGCUCAAUCAUUUUACCCGCAUAUGGAGGGGUUGAUGUCUACACCAUCUUUAAGAACAUUGGGAUCAAAAUCGUUACAAACUCUGAAGUGAGCAAACCCAGACCUUGCUUUUUCUUUAAAUUUGGUAAGGCUGCUGCUGCCCCUGAGCAAAUAGCUGUAAAUACGGAUGAGCAACCUUCAAAUGAGCAGAAAACGGAGACUGUGAGGACAUACUUUCCUGAAACCUGGAUCUGGGACCUUGUUUCUGUGGGGUAAUAAAUUGUUUGCUUUUAUUAUGUUCUUUAAACAUAAUACUUUCUUUUUCUUUUUUACAAUGAGCUUGUAAGCACUGGGAUA